Messenger RNA from Linum trigynum, 2296 nucleotides. The record is from the annotation of a GenBank genome assembly. NCBI's taxonomy places the organism in Eukaryota, Viridiplantae, Streptophyta, Magnoliopsida, Malpighiales, Linaceae.
CACUGCACUGCACGGCGAACCUUUUUUAUGUUUUUUGAAAAGUUGCUCGCUCCUCAGCACCACGCCACCACCAGCCAAAAAUCUCUCCAAAGAUACUUCCCUUCCUCCCUCCCUCCUCUUCCCUCUCUUGCAUGGCGAUCAACACCGCCGCCAAGCCCAAAUCCCACAAUGCCGGAUGCGGCGGCGGCGCCGUCACCGACGGAGAUACCAACUCCUCCCCAAGUCCCCCUCCCUCCCCUCCUCCUUCCCGUCACUUCGGCCGCCGCCGGAGCCGCUCCUCCAAGUUCCGGAAAGACAGCUUCCCCGCCGCCGCUCUCCGCUGCAAUUUCCGCUACUUGCUCUUCCUCCCGCUCCUCUACAUUUCAGGCCUCAUCAUGUGUGUGGGGCCCUUCUCCACCGCUAUUCUCGCUCUCGGCCGGGCUAGCGUCCCCGGCGCCGUGUACCGGAGUCAUGAGCUGUUCGAACGCCUCUGGCCGGAUAUCAUUGCCGACAAUUCAACCGCAAUUCAGUUACCUUCCGUAUGGGAGUACAAAAGGAGGUUCAAGGUGCAGAGACCUUGCCCAAAUUCAAGUAUCCAGGCGACGAAGCGUCGUUAUGCUUGGGCUGGAGAGUCAUCCGGCUCGUCCGGCUACUUGAUUGUUAAUGCUAAUGGCGGCCUUAAUCAGCAGCGCUCUGCGAUCUGCAACGCAGUUGCUGUAGCUGGACUUCUAAAUGCAGUAUUAGUCAUCCCACAAUUCGAUUUCAAUCAUGUCUGGAAGGAUCCGAGUGAGUUUGGGGACAUAUAUGAUCCGGAUCACUUCAUAUCCGUACUUGAGAAACACGUGAAAGUGGCGAAAGCAUUACCCGAUGAAGUGAUGAGGAAAUAUGACUAUAACAUGACUAGUAUCCAUACAAUUCGAGUUCCUCCUUGGGCUCCGGCUAAUUAUUACAUGGGACAAAUCUAUCCCGUCCUAAGAGAGCAUGGGGUUUUGCGUUUUGAACCAUUUGCCAAUCGAUUGGCUAUGAGUGUCCCAGCACAUAUUCAGUUGCUUAGAUGCAUAACAAAUUACAAAGCAUUGAGAUAUGCUUCGCCUGUGUCAACGCUGGCAGAGAAAUUGGUAAAUCGAAUGGUUGAGAAGAGCACAAGAAAUGGUGGAAAAUAUGUUUCUGUCCACCUCCGCUUUGAGGAGGAUAUGGUUGCAUUUUCGUGCUGCAUUUACGAUGGUGGAGCGGCUGAAAAGUACGAAUUGGCUUCAUUUCGAGAGGCAGAGUGGAAAGAGAAGUUUAAAAGAAAAGAUCGCGAGGUUAAUCCUGGCCUUAACCGCAUAGAUGGAAAAUGUCCUCUGACCCCAUUAGAGGUAGGAUUGUUGCUGCGUGGUAUGGGAUUUGAUAACUCAACCUCUAUAUACAUAGCAUCAGGCAAGAUUUACCAAGCAGAAAGACAUUUGAAACCGUUGUUGAAAAUGUUUCCCCUUCUUUAUUUCAAGGAAACUCUUGCAACAGCAGAGGAACUUGCACCGUUCAAGGGCUAUUCGUCAAGAUUGGCAGCUUUGGACUACACUGUGUGCCUGUAUAGCGAGGUUUUCGUUACAACUCAGGGUGGAAACUUCCCUCAUUUUUUGAUGGGCCAUAGAAGAUUUCUCUUUAAUGGACAUGCCAAGACUAUCAAACCGGAUAAACGCAAGCUUGUUGUUUUGCUUCAGCAGAAGACAAUCAGCUGGAAGGGGUUCAAGGAUGAGAUGCAAGUAAUGCUGGCGGAGAGUGAUCGCAAGGGAUUGAUGGUCCCUAGAGUGAAAAAGAUAAACAGAAAAACUUCCAUCUACAUGUACCCAUUGCCGGAAUGCAGCUGCCUCCAGGCCCAGAAUUCUUCUCACAGAUUAUCGAACCAUCAAGGCUCAGAUUUACUAGCUUCUCAGUACAAGUCGACAAGAUGACAGCGAGGAAAACCUUCUUCACCGGUCGACUCUCUUGCAUGUACAGUCACCUUUCUCGGUUGUGGACGGAGGAUGAAGGAAUCCAAUUUUGGUAACAUAGGAUUUCAUGGAUGGAAGUCAAUUGGACUGCUGGUUGGAAAGAGUGUUGUUUCCUAUCGAGGUCUUUUCUUUGUAUCUACAUUUGCAGUUGCCAGCAGGCUUGAGUUUGUUCAUUGUUCUGAGAGUAACACAUGGUGGAUAUUGGUUAUAGGGAGUGCGAGUGAAUAGAGAAUAUACAGAUGGUUGGCCACAGAGGCAAGGGUCUGUAAGUAGAGUUAAACCACUAAUAUGUCAUGCUAGCACAAUGUUCAUGCUACGCUAUGUAAUAUAACUCGAGUUAUUGA